Molecule: messenger RNA, 498 nt
Organism: Aspergillus pseudoviridinutans
Lineage: Eukaryota; Fungi; Ascomycota; Eurotiomycetes; Eurotiales; Aspergillaceae
Exons: 2
Coding region: 1-498 (165 amino acids)
Source: RefSeq, a predicted model, not a curated record
AUGGAGAGUCCUGUUCGGCUUGUCGGCGCCGUAGCAGGUCUGUUGGACUCCGGUCUUAUCAAAGCCGGUACCAUCCAGGACGUUCCCGUCCACAACUCCCGCAGAAGACCGACGGAAGAAACCAACUUUCCACUCAGCAUCGACCGCCACGCCGUCAGUAGUCGGACUCAGAUCACACGAAGCGGUCACCUGUGCGGUCUGGAUGUUGCGAUCAAAUCGAAGCUCGAAGAGCGCAAGAUGCGAUGCAGCAAGUGCGUGUCGUUUGCCAUCCCCGCGCUAUCAGGGAAGCCGAAAACACCUUCCAGCGCAACUGUGGGUGGCGGAAUCCAGCGUGGGUCAUCGACAUCCAUCCUGGCACGCACCGGUUUAUAUGCGCCUGCCUCUUUCGCUGCUCUCAUCUCCUCCUCUUCCGGCUCCGGUUCCGCCGUUCCCUCCGGCAGAGGCCACAUGAGCAUGCGGCUGCAAAUUGGAUUAAGUGCUCAGGUGGACGUUGGGUGA